Messenger RNA from Sorghum bicolor (sorghum), 1161 nucleotides. RefSeq names its product probable WRKY transcription factor 51. Gene Ontology annotation, biological process: regulation of DNA-templated transcription. Gene Ontology annotation, molecular function: sequence-specific DNA binding; DNA-binding transcription factor activity. Lineage: Eukaryota; Viridiplantae; Streptophyta; Magnoliopsida; Poales; Poaceae. The record is from RefSeq and is a predicted model, not a curated record. The transcript has 3 exons. Bases 158 to 808 code for a protein of 216 amino acids.
CGGGCAGGAUAAGAAUAAGAGGCACCCUUCUCCCGCUUGCUCGUUUACCUCUUGGUGUUGCCGAGCUGUGACAUGGACACUGGCACACGCGAUUGAUCGGUUGCUUUGCCGGCCGCUUCUCCGGGGGACCGGACGGGGCGAUCGAUCCACCGACCCAAUGUCGUCGUCCUACUCGUCACUCCUCUCACCGAGCCGCGCCCACGCGGACGAUCAUCGGGUUCUUCUCGGCGGCGAUGCCGACGACGACGACAUGGCGGCCGUGUCAAGCUACCUCUCACUCGACGACAUCGUAGAUGAUGUCGUCGGCGGGGAGUGGUACCGCCCGCUGGCGGAGGAGUCGUCGUCGGCGGCGGCGGCUGAGUUGCAGCCGGAGCCACUCUUGUUUGCCACGCUGCAAGCGGAGGAUGGCUACUGCGUCAGUGGCAGCGGCGGCGAGCAGAGCUCAGCGGCACUAGCCAACGACAACCACGACAGGAUCGACCUGACGCAGGACGGAGGCUCGAGGAGGCUCCUGAGGAGCGAGCACGGCAAGAUCGCCUUCAAGACGCGGUCGGACGUGGACGUGCUGGACGACGGGUACCGGUGGCGCAAGUACGGCAAGAAGCUGGUCAAGAACAGCCCAAACCCGAGGAACUACUACCGGUGCUCCAGCGAGGGGUGCCGCGUGAAGAAGCGGGUGGAGCGGGAACGGGACGACGCGCGCUUCGUCAUCACCACCUACGACGGCGUCCACAACCACCCGGCCGCCGCGCCGCCACGGUCGCCGGCCUAUCGCCUCGGGGAGCCGCCGCACGGGCACCACGUCUAGGAGCCAGGCAACCAGCGUCCAGCGGCGGCGGCACCGCGGCCGUCGAUCUCUUGGCGCGUCUAGAGCUCUGUUCUUUAAACCCACUCUUUAGAUCAUCAGCCUUUCUAAAACUCACUCAUUAUUUCCUUUUAUUUUUUUUUAAAAAACACCACUCUUUUAAAUCCUUGUUGAAGAGCUAUUCUAAUAUAAAAAUCACUCUCUAUCUCUCUUCGCACUUUAACAGCUUCUCUAUAUUUUAUUAGAAACUUUUCAUAGCCAGCUCCGUUGUCUAUGUUUGACAAUGAGAAACCAGAAAUAUCAGAUGGACAUGUUUGAAGACUUAUAAUAUUGAAGAAGUUGUUAGUGUUUUUUAA